AUGAAUCUAGAAAGGGAGAUUCUAAUGAAGUAUGGCCGACACGUGAGAGAAGUGCUUCGACAGUUCCUAAAAACGUCCAUCAAGUUGGCCAAAACUAGCAAUCGCAUCAAAUUCCUUCUAAACUGCCGGAAGUGCAAAGUAAUUCCAAUGUGCUUGAAUUACCAAGUGAAAGUGAACAUGGAAAAUGAAGAGUCUUUUCGCCAGCUUGAUAAGAUUCUGUUCAAACAAAAGAUCAGAAUAAUCAGUGUCAUGAUAGCGGACGCCAAAAGGACGUUAGCAAGGAUGAAGAAAACGAAAACCAUUCUGAGAAACAAAAUGGAAUGUCUUUUAGAGCGAGAAGACUUCGAACAGGUGAGAGAAGCUAUGGAAGAUAAAACUGCGAGAGUGUAUAUGACUACGAAGGUGAAAGAAAUAAAGAAAAUUGAGAACCUGAAGAAACGGAGAAUAGCCGCCAUUAGUCCUGAAGUGAGUUGGGUGGAAAAUACAACCAAUGUACCUAUACCUGACUUUCUGGAACGGACACUAAUGCUAGGACCGAACUACAACGUUCCACUGUUCAAAGAUAACGCUGAUGAAAUUCGAGCUGAAGUUGCAACCGCAAUUUCAAACUUCAUCAACUACAACAAUCAACCUCGACAUCACCAACAGGAGUGGAUCGUGAAAGAUGUAGGAAAGAGUAAGAAAUUUCUCAAAGAUCACCCCAACCUUCUGAUUACCAAAGCCGUCAAAGGUAACAAGACGGUCAUUUUGUCAUCCGAUGAAUACGUCGAAAAAAUGGAGGAAAUGCUACGAGACGCUAACACCUACGAGACAAUUACGUUUGACCCAACAGCAAGAGUGUCCAGAAAAAUCAAGACAAUCCUUGAUGAAUGGAAGAACAACAAAUACAUCGAUUUUCGAACGCAUAAGAAGCUAAACAUGUCGAACUGCAACCCACCUCGGAUAUAUGGACUUCCCAAAAUCCAUAAACAAGGUAGGCCGUUGAGACCGGUUGUGUCAACUAUAGGAUCCACAACAUACAAAUUGGCCCAAUUUCUGUCGAACAUCCUUGGGAAAAUUGUUGGAAAAACGGACGCCCACGUACUGAACAGCUUCACUUUUGCAACGGAAAUAUCAGGAGCACAGAUAAAUGAAGAUGAAAUAAUGUUCUCUCUUGACGUCACAUCGCUGUAUACCAACGUACCGGUGGACUACGCAAUAGAGUGUAUACACCAACGCUGGGACGAGAUCGACAAACACACACCGAUCGACCAAGAUAGUUUCGUAGCAGCAGUCAAACUAGUAUUAGACUCCACUUUCUUCACGUAUAAGGGAAUCUUCUAUAAGCAGACCUUCGAGUCCCAAUGGGUUCCCUCUAUCACCAGUAGUUGCAAAUCUAGUUAUGGAACGUCUGGAACAGGAGACCAUACACAAACUGGAGGAGGAACACACCUAUGA
This is a messenger RNA of Armigeres subalbatus, 1437 nucleotides long. RefSeq lists its product as uncharacterized. The transcript has 2 exons. Bases 1 to 1437 code for a protein of 478 amino acids. The record is from RefSeq and is a predicted model, not a curated record. NCBI's taxonomy places the organism in Eukaryota, Metazoa, Arthropoda, Insecta, Diptera, Culicidae.